Molecule: messenger RNA, 2071 nt
Organism: Ylistrum balloti
Lineage: Eukaryota; Metazoa; Mollusca; Bivalvia; Pectinida; Pectinidae
Product: phospholipid-transporting ATPase IA-like
Exons: 22
Coding region: 41-2071 (676 amino acids)
Biological process (GO): phospholipid translocation
Cellular component (GO): plasma membrane
Molecular function (GO): ATP hydrolysis activity; magnesium ion binding; ATPase-coupled intramembrane lipid carrier activity
Source: RefSeq, a predicted model, not a curated record
AAGUGCAUUGAAGUAAAUUAUUUAUAGCCAUAGAAACGUUAUGGCAAACAGACAAGAUUUUACUGACUUCGGAGGCAGAUACGAAGAGUACCACCAAAUGCAGGAUGGGAUGGGAUCUGAGACUACUGAAGAGGUGGAACCUUCCAAGCAGCGAGUUAUUUACAUUAAUGCUCCCCAGCCUGUCAAAUACUGCUACAACAAGAUCAGCACGGCCAAAUACAGUUUGUUGUCCUUCUUGCCCAAGUUCCUGUUUGAGCAGUUUAGAAAGUAUGCCAACAUAUUCUUCCUGUUCAUCUCAUUACUCCAGCAAAUUCCCCGUGUAUCACCAACAGGACGGUACACCACAGCUGUUCCUUUACUCUUUAUCCUAGCAGUGUCCGCUGUUAAGGAGAUCAUCGAGGACUUUAAACGUCACCGUCAGGAUGAUGCUGUAAACAAUCGAGAAGUGCAGGUGUUGAGAGAUGGUACCUGGCAGAGGCUACUAUGGACACAGGUGGUUGUGGGAGAUUUGGUCAAGGUGGUCAGUGGUCAGUUUUUCCCAGCAGACCUUGUCCUUCUGUCAUCAAGUGAACCCCAGGCCAUGUGUUAUGUAGAAACCUCCAAUCUAGACGGGGAAACAAAUCUCAAGAUUAGACAAGGUAUACCUCAAACUGCCAAGCUUUUGCGGCAUGAAGAUUUAUUAGAUCUGGAUGGUGUAGUGGAGUGUGAGCUGCCAAACAAACAUCUGUAUGACUUUGUGGGCAACAUCCGACCAUCAGGGAGAUUUAUUGUGUCGUUGAUGUUGAGUAUUGUUUUGUUUCUGUACAGUGCUAUACCUCUUGGACCAGAUCAGCUGUUACUGAGGGGAGCCAUGUUGAGGAACACCAAGUGGAUAUUUGGAAUCGUGAUCUACACUGGUCCAGAGUCCAAGUUGAUGCUUAACUCCUCAACAGCACCAUUAAAGAGGUCAAACGUGGAGAAGGUCACAAAUACACAGAUCCUGAUACUGUUUGUCAUCCUGAUUGUGAUGUCCCUGAUCAGUACAAUAGCUAACGAGACGUGGACCAAUUGGCAUGUAGAUAGGGAUUGGUACCUGGCAUAUCAAGAACUACCACCUAGUAACUUUGGUUACAACUUCCUAACAUUUAUCAUCCUCUACAACAACCUCAUUCCCAUCAGUCUCCAAGUGUCACUUGAGGUCGUCAAGUUCAUCCAAGCAAUAUUCAUCAAUUGGGAUCUAGAUAUGUACUGUGCUGAGUCUGAUACACCUGCCAUGGCCAGGACGUCCAAUCUUAACGAGGAACUUGGACAGAUUAAAUACAUUUUCUCAGAUAAGACUGGCACAUUGACAAGAAAUGUUAUGGAGUUCCGGAAGUGUUCUGUGGCGGGUAUUACAUAUGGUAACAAUGAGGAGAGUGAGCAGACAUUUAAUGAUCCAACAAUACUUGAUAAUUUACAAAACCAUGUGACAGCCCCAGUUUUGAGGGAGUUCCUAACCUUAUUAUCUGUGUGUCACACUGUUGUUCCGGAGCGCGAGUACCUACAAGAGGGAAGUGAUACAGGCCAUGUGGUGUACCAGGCCUCAUCCCCAGAUGAGGCAGCCCUUGUAAAAGGAGCCAGGAGCCUUGGAUUUGAGUUUGCUACUAGGACCCCCAAAGCCGUUACAAUCAAAGUGAACGGAAAGUCAGAAGAAUAUGAAGUAUUGAAUGUUCUAGAAUUUACAAGUACAAGAAAAAGAAUGUCAGUUGUUGUCAGAACUCCAGACAACAAGAUCAAAGUUUACUGUAAAGGCGCAGAUACUGUUAUAUAUGAACGUCUUGAUGAGAAACAGCUUUACAGGGACAUCACUCUUCAACAUUUAGAGGAGUUUGCUACAUUGGGUUUACGGACCCUAUGUAUCGCAACAGCAGAUGUAGCUGAAGAUUUCUAUGAGGACUGGAAACACACCUAUUACAAGGCAAGCACAUCCAUACAGAACCGAGAGAAAAAGCUGGAGGAGGCUGCCGAACUCAUAGAACGGAAUUUAAAAUUGCUUGGUGCUACAGCUAUUGAAGAUAAACUUCAAGAGGUAAGUAUUCUUUCUCACCAAUGA